This is a messenger RNA of Lacerta agilis (Sand lizard), 1031 nucleotides long. RefSeq names its product mediator complex subunit 29 (gene MED29). The coding region runs from base 34 to 660 and encodes 208 amino acids. Gene Ontology annotation, cellular component: mediator complex. Gene Ontology annotation, biological process: regulation of transcription by RNA polymerase II. Lineage: Eukaryota; Metazoa; Chordata; Lepidosauria; Squamata; Lacertidae. The transcript is spliced from 4 exons. The record is from RefSeq and is a predicted model, not a curated record. Gene Ontology annotation, molecular function: transcription coregulator activity; transcription factor binding.
CUACAGAGCCGAGCGCGCUGAGGGGGAAGCAAGAUGGCGGCGCCUCAGCAGCCGCCUCAGCCGCAGCCGGCGCAGCUGACGCUCCUGCAGGCGCAGGUGGGGCCUCCUUCGGGCAGCGCCGCGGCGGCGGUGGGCGGGCACCCCGGCUCGGCGCAGGCCGCGGCGGGAGCGGCUUCUCUAACGGUCGCCCAGGCUCCCGGCGGGCUCCAGCCUCCCGCGCAGGCGCAGGACUUCGACCCGGUGCAGCGCUUUCGCCUCCUGCUGCCGCAGCUCAAAGAAAGCCUGCAGAGCUUGAUGAAGGUGGCUGCCCAGAACUUCAUCCAGAACACCAACAUCGACAGCGGACAGAAAAGCACAGACGGCCCCGUGCAGAGAGUGGACAAGAGCCUCGAGGAAUUCUAUGCCUUGUGUGACCAGCUGGAGUUGUGCCUGCGCCUGGCCUACGAGUGCCUCUCCCAGAGCUUUGACAGCGCCAAGCACUCCCCGACCCUCGUGCCGACAGCCACCAAGCCGGACGCGGUCCAGGCAGAGAGCCUGCCCUACACCCAGUACCUGAGCAUGAUCAAGUCCCAGAUCUCUUGCGCCAAAGAUAUCCACAACGCCCUGCUGGAGUGCUCCAACAAGAUCACGGGAAAGGCCCCUUCCCAGGGCGUCCUCUAGGGCUGCCUGCAAGGUGUUCCUGCCGGACGUUUUGGUUUGAACCGCCGGGUGAGAGUCAGUUCCCGGCAUGACCAGAAGGAGGCAGUCCCGUCAACACGAGACAGACAAGGAGCAGGGAGCCUCGUUGUCCUACCUCCUCUGCUUCGUUCCUUCCUUCUGCCCAGGUCUAGACGCGAGUCCCCUGCGCUGUUCAGGUUCCCGACAGGACUUGUCUCCGUCUGGGUCCGUGUUGGUUUCGCAUCUUUCGCAAAUUCUAACCGAAACGCUAGGAGCUCAACUCAGAUGCACAGAAAUCUUUUCGCUUGCAAACAGUUCUCUUGUCAGAGAAGGAUGCUGUGGAAGUACGACAAAUUAAAACUUCUCCUGAUCUA